AUGCCAACGGGUUGGAAAGAGCCAGAUUCGCCUUCAUCCAGGAGGAGCUAUGCAAGCUAUGCUCAAAGCAAGAACGAGGACUUGCCUGUACGCAGAAGGAGCCCACCCAAGAAAGUGGAUGCACUGGACCAGCAGGAAGCACUUUUUUGCCAAGAUAUGCGGCGCUUGACGCGGGUGGCAAAGGCAUGCGCAGAGGAUGCUUUGCGAGAGCUCAAGAGCCUCCGCAGCGAAGCUGAUGACCUGCGAAAGCAGCUGAAGAGCCUCACGAGCUCAAACUCGCAAGAUGGCAGUCCAGCCAGAUCGCAGGCACGAAGGCGAGAGCCGAGAUUGGCUGGGAGACUCUCCGCGCGCUAA
Molecule: messenger RNA, 354 nt
Organism: Durusdinium trenchii
Lineage: Eukaryota; Dinophyceae; Suessiales; Symbiodiniaceae
Source: the annotation of a GenBank genome assembly